Cylicocyclus nassatus is the source of this 534-nucleotide messenger RNA. NCBI's taxonomy places the organism in Eukaryota, Metazoa, Nematoda, Chromadorea, Rhabditida, Strongylidae. The record is from the annotation of a GenBank genome assembly.
AUGGAAGGACAUUGUUCAUUAGUAGAAGAGAACCCUCAGCAAAGCAGGCUUUCCAAAUCUAUACUGCUCAAGCUGUUAUUUCUCAUAAUAAUGUGGAAUGUUUACUCAAUGUGGAAUGUUUACUUAGACAGCUACAAUGUCGCAGAUACACCGAAGGUUGCAGUUCAGGGAUGUGAAUAUCGAUGUAAACUUAUUGACAAAGCAAAACACAAAAUCUACAAUCGUUCUGCUUCUGCUUAUAUAAUCCAUGCACCGAGUGUCAAACUUCAUGAAUUGCCAGCGCCAAGUUCACAGUAUCUGAAUGUAUUCUUCGCGUUCGAUUCGCCAGCUUUUAUGGCCGGAAAAAAUGUAGACAUCUCGGUUCCACAGUACACCUUCAACGCCACAAUGACGUAUAAUAAAAACUCGGAAUAUUUCUUCCCGUUUGGUAGUUUUGAGCGACGGUUACCAAGUGAUCCUGCAGAGGUCAUCAUUACUGAGAAACAGGUGCAUUUAUUAUUGCUCAAAACUCUUAAGAUGAAGUGUACAUCGUGA